AUGUCUGAUAUCGAUGAAGAUUUACUAGCUUUGGCCGGUGCCGACGAAGAAGAAGAAGAUGAUGAACAACUUUUAACAACGUCAGGUAAAAGGGCCAAAAAUCAUGACCAAGUUGGAUCUAAAAGAAAGAAAAUUGAAGUUGACAGUGAAGCUGAAGAGGAAGAAGAAGAUGAUUAUAACCCAUAUGGUGGCAAUCAAAGUGAAGAAGAAGAAAUCGAUGAACCUAAUCCCUUCCCAUUAGAAAAUAAAUAUAAAGAUGAAGAUGAUCGUGAACAUUUGGAAUCUUUACCAGAAAUGGAGCGUGAAACUUUGCUGUUUGAAAGAUCCCAAGUUAUGAGGAAAUAUCAAGAAAGAAAAUUGUUUAGAGAACGUCAAAGAAACAUCAAAGAACAACAAGAAAGAAAUGAACUUGAGGAAGAAGGGAAGAAAACUCGUUCUUCUACCAGAGCUACUCAUGCCACUGGUCAUUCUGACUUGAAGGCAUCGAAACUUUCACAAUUGAAGAAACAAAGAGAGAGGAAAACUAGAGACCAAGAUUAUAAUGAUGUAGAAGAUGAAGAUGAUUUAGAUGAUUAUGCUCCAGACGAUAAUUAUAAACAUGAAGAUAGCGAAUACGAAGAAGAGGGAGAAGAAGACGAAGAAGAUUAUAAUCCAUAUGCCACUAGAAAAAGUUAUGAUAUGGAUAAAGAUGAAGUUGAAUGGGCUGAAGAACAAACUGAUAGAGAAGCAGAAUUAGAUGAUUUCAAUAAGGUAAAGGUUGGGCGUUCAUUUAUUGCAAAAUACUGUUUCUAUCCAGGUUUCUCAGAUUUAUUAAAGGGUUGUUAUGGUAGAGUCAAUGUUGGGACCGAUAGACGUACAGGUAUUUCGUCUUAUCGUAUGGUGAAAAUUGAGAAAGUUUUCUUGAAAGGUCCAUAUCGAAUGGGUGAUUUUUUCACUAACCAGUAUCUUGGUGUUACUCAAGGUCACGAUAGAAAAGUUUUACAAAUGAAUAUUUUUAGUGAUGGACUCUUCACUUCAGCGGAAUUUGAUAGAUAUACGAGAGCGCUUGAGAAUUCACAUUUAACCAAACCUUCGAUACAUGUUCUCAGAGGUAAAUCUAAAGAGAUCCAAGCAUUUGUUUCCGAACCGUUAACAGCAAAGAUGACCGAUGCUAUUGUUCGUAAUAGAAUGAUGUUUAAUAAGAAAUUAUCCGGUACUAAUGCUGUCUUAGAGAAAACAGUAUUGAAAGACAAACUACGCUAUGCUCGUGAAAAUAAUAAUGAAAGAGAUGUUGCUAAAUAUUCAUCUCAAUUGAGAAAUUUGGAAAAGAGAAUGUCUGUUUAUGAGAAACAUCAUGAAAAUGAUCAAUUGGGUAUGAAUAAAUUAGGUGCAUUGACAUCAAAGAAUAGGAAAGUUAACAUGGAUAAGAUUAGGAAUGCUGAACAUAUAAAGAAGGAGGAUCAUGGGCUCGAUUCAAAGAGUGAUCCGUUUAGUAGAUUGAAAACUAGAACAAAGAUUUACUACCAAGAAGUACAAAAGGAAGAAAAUGAGAAGGCUCAAGCCAUGGCUGAAGCCAAACAAAAACAAUUGCAAGAAAAUAAAGCUCUUAAUGAACAUAAGGAGAAAGAACUUCUAUUAGCUCGUUUCAAACGUUUAGGUGGUCUAGAGAACCUGAUACAAAACUUGGAUAUAAAUGUGACAUUCGAUAUCUAA
This is a messenger RNA of Naumovozyma dairenensis CBS 421, 1692 nucleotides long. RefSeq names its product RNA polymerase-associated protein (gene RTF1). The record is from RefSeq and is a predicted model, not a curated record. NCBI's taxonomy places the organism in Eukaryota, Fungi, Ascomycota, Saccharomycetes, Saccharomycetales, Saccharomycetaceae. Gene Ontology annotation, cellular component: Cdc73/Paf1 complex. Bases 1 to 1692 code for a protein of 563 amino acids. The transcript has a single exon. Gene Ontology annotation, molecular function: DNA binding; RNA polymerase II C-terminal domain phosphoserine binding.